GCCCCCGACUUUAUCCGCAGUCCUCGCUCUCGUUCUCGCUCUCGCUCUCGCUCGGUGCCGCCGCCGUUGCAUUUGGCAUGCCCAUGGCCAUGGCAAUGGCCGCCAGUGGUGCCGCCGGGAAAGCCCUCUUUUCCGCUUCCUCCUCGUUAUUCUUUUCGCGCACCUUCCGCUCCUUCUCCAAUCCCCGCCUCCCGCCACUGCCUAGGCUUUUCCCUGUGCUCGCCCGCCCUCUAUGCCUCUCCUCAAUUCCCGCCUCCGCAGCCUCCACGACUACCGUCGAGCCGGAGCAGGCAGUGAAACCCCUCCUGCACUCGGUCCUUCUUGAGCGCCUGCGCCAUCGGCAUCUCAAGGACCAAGCCAAGGGAGCCGUCCAGUCGCGAGCGUCGUCCCCUUCCUCGCUCCCAAAGCCUGCGAAUGUUGCGGCCAGGAAGAAGAUCAAGGAUACACGGAGCAAUACGGUGGACAGCUUUGAGGAAUUGGACCUCAGUGACGAGGUGAUGGGGGCCGUGAAGGAGAUUGGCAUCUCUGUGCCUACCGAGAUCCAGUGCAUCGCUGUGCCUGCGAUUCUCGAGGGUAAAAGUGUGGCUUUGGGCUCUCAUACUGGUUCUGGGAAGACCCUGGCGUAUAUGUUGCCUAUAGUCCAGUUGAUGCGGCAUGAUGAAGAAGUGUCUGGAAAGUUGAUGAAAUCCAAGCGUCCCAGAGUGGUGGUACUUUGUCCUACGAGGGAGUUAUGUGAACAGGUUUUCCACGUAGCAAAGUCCAUUAGCCACCAUGCACGCUUUAGAUCUACGAUGAUCAGUGGAGGUGGCCGAUUAAGACCCCAAGAGGAUUCACUAAGUGAACCAAUUGAUAUGGUUGUUGGAACCCCAGGGAGAAUUCUUCAGCAUAUCAAUGAAGGAAACAUGGUGUAUGGGGACAUAAAGUACUUGGUGUUGGAUGAGGCUGACACAAUGUUUGAUCAAGGUUUUGGUCCUGACAUACGCAAGUUUCUUGGUCCCCUAAAGAGUCGUGCAGAAAAACCCGGUGACCAAGGUUUUCAAACUGUUUUGGUGACUGCAACAAUGACCAAGGCUGUGCAGAAAUUGAUUGAUGAAGAAUUCCAGGGAAUAAUUCAUUUAAGAACUUCUAGUUUUCAAAAGAAAGUUGCAUCUGCUCGACAUGACUUUAUAAAGCUUUCUGGUGCAGAAAAUAAGCUUGAAGCUCUUCUACAGGUUCUUCAGCCAAGCUUGGUAAAGGGUAACAGGGUAAUGGUAUUCUGCAAUACUUUGAACUCAAGCCGUGCUGUUGAUCAUUUCCUUGGUGAGAAUCAAAUAUUCACCGUAAAUUACCAUGGCGAGGUGCCUGCAGAAGAAAGAGUCGAAAAUCUGAAAAAGUUUAAGAGUGACGAUGGAGAUUGUCCUACUUUGGUGUGUACGGAUUUGGCUGCUAGAGGACUUGACCUUGCUGUGGAUCAUGUUAUCAUGUUCGAUUUUCCCAAAAACUCAAUCGAUUAUCUUCAUCGGACGGGAAGAACUGCUCGUAUGGGUGCCAAAGGCAAAGUGACUAGCCUAGUUGCAAAGAAAGAUCUGCCUUUAGCCACAAGAAUUGAGGAAGCGUUGAAGAAAAAUCAGAGUUUGGAAUCACUCAGUAUUAACACUGUGAAAAGAGAUGCUGCUAUAUCAAGACAGAUUAAUAAGACAUACAAAAUGAAAGUUUUGUCCAAGCCUUCAUCCAAAAUUGGCAAAAAGGAUUCUGCUUCCCCAAACUCACUAGCUAGUAAGAAAGGAGUCGCUGCUUCUCCGAGUAAAACAAAGAAGGGUAUCACUCUCUCGAGGGCGAAUAAAUCCUCCAGUGCUUCGAGAAGGGAAUCACCUAAAGGCAACAAGCUUCGCCAGACUAAAACAUCUGGUGCUAAAAAAGCUCCUACAUCUAAACUUAGCGUUGUAGGCUUCAGGGGCCGUAGUUCUGCUGGCAAAAGUGCCGCUUCCAAAAAUUCCACUAGGAGAUCAACCUGAAGUCUAAAGACAUAUUUGGCUCCUUUUCGAGGGUGGAGAUGCAUUGGAAGGACUUUCUUCAUUUGCAGAGUGGAGGUGCAUUGGAUGCACCUCGCAAUGUGUUUGGGAUAGCACCGACAUCGCCGUCGAACAAUUUGAAUCGCUUGGCUUCGAAUUCUUGACCGAUGCGGCUCAGUCGGCUGAGCUCCGGCAGAACGGCCUUGGACAGAUCAGGGCGGUCCUUUCUCCUCAACUCGGCGCACUUCAGAGCCAGCUUAGCGAAUGAAAUGGCCUCUUCCGCCGGCCAAUCCGUGACAGAGCCGUCGAGCAUCUCUGCCAAUGCCCCCCUCUCGACGGCCAGCUCCACAUGGCGCGUCAGCCCCAUCGGACCUCUCGCCGUGAUGAUCUGCAGCAGCAGCACGCCGAGCGAGUACACGUCGGACUGGACGCAGAGCAUGCCGGACUGCUGGUAUUCCGGGUCUAUGUAGCACAUCGUCCCGGCGGCCGAAGUCAUCCUGCACUGGGUGACGUCGUCCGCCACCGCGGCCGGCACCAGCCGUGCGAGGCCGACGUCGCCGAUCUUGCUCACGUAGUUGCGGUCGAGGAGUAUGUUGGCGGGUUUGAGGUCUCUGUGAACCAGCGGCUCCGGCUUCGCCUGGUGAAGGAAGAGCAAGGCGGUGGCUAUCUCCACCGCAAUCUUGAACCUGGCCGGCCAGGGAAUCGGCGGAGUGUUUCCUCGCCGGAACAGCCUGUCCUCCAGACUCCCGUAGUCCAUGUACUCGUACACCAAACAUCCGUACUCCGGGCACGCCCCGAGCAGCAGCACCAUGUUGGGGUGCCGGAUGCUGCUCAGAAUCUCUACCUCCUGCUGGAACUGCCUCCUCCCCUGCGCCGCGUCCGGUCUCAGAAUCUUGACGGCGACGGGGGUGUGAUCGAGCACGCCACGGAACACAGGCCCGUAUCCGCCCUCACCGAUCUUCAGGGACGGGGAGAAGAAGCUCGUGGCCACUUCGAUCUCAUCGAUGCUGUAGCUCCGACACCUCAAGUCGGAGCGAAGAAGAGACUGGUGCUGCUCCUUGGCCGCCGCCCGGCUUCUGGCUUUCGACUCCGCUUUGAGUCGCCGCUUGACCUCGAGCUCUGCGAUCCUCUGCGCUGCGUCGGCGACCUCCAGAGCCGCCUUGCACUUGGAUUUCUCUACCGCAGCAAGCGCAAGGGCGGUCUCUUCCGACUGCCUCACGCUCUCGACUUUCCGCACUUCCUCUAUCUUCAUCCUCUGCAGCUCCUCCGCCUCGUCUUGGGCCAUGAUCGCCUCUUUCAGAGCCGCGUUGCACAUUUCCGUCGUCUGCUUUAGCUCGAGCCUUAGCCUCCGCAGUUCGUCCCCCGCCGACCGUCGUCCUCCCUGAUCACGUACCGGAACUGCAGAGGAAAAUGACGUCCGACUCGGACAGCUUUCCUCGUUUCCCAACUCCGAUUCAUCCAUUUUCCUUGCCAAGUCAACGUCUUCGCCGGAUAUUGAGCGAAGAUGGCGGAACCUAACCGGCGCGAUCGAGGAUUCACGCGGCGUCGAAUGCAUGCUCCUCGUAUCAAACUGCCCGACGGAGCAAUCCAACUGCGGUAAUGAUUGAGAUGGCGUGGGAUCGAGUUGCAGUGAACGCCUGGGAGGAACAUCAUCGACUUUGGCCGCCGCCGGCCGCACUUUGGCCGUCCGGCUCGUCAGUAGCUUCCCUUUGUAUAUCACGUAUACUCCACACCAAUCGGGCAGGCCUUUCAUCAAACACGUCGGAAUAUCCGGAUUCAGAAACCUCCUGAUUCAACAGAAUAUUAAAUUAAAAAAAAAUGAGAGAAAACAAAAACAAACAAAAUAGGCGAGAUGUGGAGACCUACAUGAGUGCGUUCCUGUUGUUAGCUCCAAGAACGACGCUUUGGAUUCUGUUGGCAACGACGUAGUCGACUAUGGCUCUCGGUACGUCCCAACCUUCCAGCACCACCUUCUUCAUUUGCAACUGCAAUUUAAUUAAUUUCCAUGAGCAAUAUAAUCGAAUUAAUUAAGGAAGUAGCUAGUGUUUUUCAAGCCAACUGCUAAUUAAUUAAUUAAUUAAUUACGUCUUUACGGGCACAGAGAGCUCUGUAAGGAAGAAAGAUCUCGGCGGCCUCGGCGUCCUCUUGCACAAUCUUCCACUCUGAACCGCUCGAUCUUCCGGUUUUCACAGGGCCAUCCACUGCAAUGAAUUUACAAAGAAAUUACCGUCAGAUAUUGAAAUUAGUUAAACAAUGAAUUAAUAACCCAUUUAAGUAACUGCAGAGCGAUCGAGAGAGCUGACCUUUUGGGCUCCUAACAUGAAUGGGGACUAUGGACUUGGUGUCGCCGAAGAGGAGGUGGUCGACCGCCCAUUUGAACGUUUGCUGGCUGUUCUUGCUUUUGUCAAUCGCCACCGCUAUCGCCGGUCGCCAUGGGCUAGAUUCGUCCGAUGAUGGCAACGAAGACGAGAGAAUGUCCAUUUGGUGCCGAUUCUUACACUAAACUAGUAGUAGCAAUAGUAAGAAUGAGGGAUGGAUUGAGAGGUUGAGCGAGGCGUCGAUGAAUAUAUAUGUAUACCUCUUCCUUCU
Molecule: messenger RNA, 4580 nt
Organism: Zingiber officinale
Lineage: Eukaryota; Viridiplantae; Streptophyta; Magnoliopsida; Zingiberales; Zingiberaceae
Product: DEAD-box ATP-dependent RNA helicase 39-like
Exons: 10
Coding region: 78-1994 (638 amino acids)
Molecular function (GO): nucleic acid binding; ATP binding; RNA helicase activity
Source: RefSeq, a predicted model, not a curated record